Colletotrichum godetiae is the source of this 432-nucleotide messenger RNA. RefSeq lists its product as uncharacterized. The record is from RefSeq and is a predicted model, not a curated record. NCBI's taxonomy places the organism in Eukaryota, Fungi, Ascomycota, Sordariomycetes, Glomerellales, Glomerellaceae. The transcript has 2 exons. Bases 122 to 400 code for a protein of 92 amino acids.
GCUUGCUGUCUUCCUCAUCCCAACUUCCCAAGUCGGUCCCCUAGAGCCCGGCCGUCCGUUUCAUGAACCCACAUUGGGCGAAGGGUUUUUAGAGACGGCGCCAUCCCGGAGGACGAUCAUCAUGGCUGUGCUUGGGAAAUUUCAAAUGGGAGACGUCUGGCCAUGUCUGGUGGUUGGUCUUUGGUUCCUUUCUCCCUCCCAACCACGGCACGCCGCACGCAUUGGAUGGGUUCCAUUGCUCGGUGUCAGACCGCAAAGAGGGGUGACCUUGGGUAGAGCUUUGGGGGUUGUAGCUUUUGACGACAACACCGGGCUGGAUUCAGCUGAAAACCACGCCGUCAAUACCUGUCAUGUGGGGUACUGCUCUUGUACCCGCGCAGGCCUGCAGGCACCAGGUUAGCUGGGUGACGCUGCGAACAACGCCAAAAAGUC